Exserohilum turcica Et28A is the source of this 2958-nucleotide messenger RNA. Its product is annotated as glycoside hydrolase family 35 protein. The record is from RefSeq and is a predicted model, not a curated record. NCBI's taxonomy places the organism in Eukaryota, Fungi, Ascomycota, Dothideomycetes, Pleosporales, Pleosporaceae. Gene Ontology annotation, cellular component: vacuole. Bases 1 to 2958 code for a protein of 985 amino acids. Gene Ontology annotation, molecular function: beta-galactosidase activity. Gene Ontology annotation, biological process: carbohydrate metabolic process. The transcript is spliced from 3 exons.
AUGCGGCUCUUCAACCUCGUCGCGGUAGCCCUAUCGCUGUUCUGCAGCUCCCUAGCCAUAAACAAUGGACUUCAAACCACAGUCGAGUGGGAUAAUGGCUCCCUCAUGGUCAACGGCGAGCGUGUCAUGAUCAUGAGUGGAGAGUUCCACUAUGCCCGUCUGCCCGUGCCCGAGCUCUGGGCUGACGUCUUCCAAAAGUUCAAGGCAAAUGGCAUGAACACGGUGAGCAUCUACUUCUUCUGGUCCUACCAUUCGGCCUCACGCGGCACCUUCGAUUUCACCAGCCCGGCAAAAGAUGUGCAGCGUCUUUUCAAGGCUGCCCAAGACGCUGGAUUAUAUGUCAUUGCGCGUCCAGGACCCUACUGCAAUGCCGAGACCAACGGCGGCGGCUUCGCGUUGUGGACGAGUGACGGCAGCGGUGGGCGAUACCGCACAAGUGACGAAACGUAUCGGAAAGCCUGGUCUGAAUGGGUCGCUGAGAUUGGCGAUAUCAUAGCGAAGAACCAGAUUACAAACGGCGGCCCCGUGGUGCUGACGCAGGUGGAAAACGAACUGCAAGAGACACGGCAUGUGGCGGAUGAUACGCUGGUGAUUUACAUGGAGCAGCUCAAGGCGGCGUUCAAGCAAGCGGGCAUCACUGUGCCCCUGACCCACAACGAAAAGGGAUUCCGGUCCAAGAGCUGGUCGACGGACUACCAGAAUGUGGGCGGCGCAAUCGACAUUUACGGACUGGACAGUUAUCCUGGGGGUAUGAGCUGCACGAAUCCGGACACGGGAUUCAACCUGCCAAGGACAUAUUAUCAGUGGUUUCAAGAGGUGUCGCCCACGCAGCCAGAGUAUCUGCCAGAGUUUGAGGGCGGCUGGUUCCAGCCUUGGGGUGGGCAUUUCUUCGAUCAAUGCCUGGCGGAGCAGAGCCCGGAGUUUGCAGAUGUGUUUUACAAGGGGCUGAUUGCGCAGAAGGCCACACUGCUGAACUUGUACAUGGCUUAUGGCGGUACGAAUUGGGGCCAUCUUGCUGCGCCCGUCGUCUACACAUCCUACGACUACGACGCGCCACUUCGCGAAACACGAGAAGUCCGGCCCAAAUUCUCGCAAUACAAACUGCUCGCCCUGUUUACCCGCGUGAGCAAACGCCUGCACAACACCGCCAUGGAAGCCAACGGAACUGCAAAUGCCGUAUCUAGCUCUGCAAUCUGGACCUGGCAGCUCAAGAAUCGCGACUCGGAUGCAAGGUUCUAUCUUGCCGAGAACAACAACACGCGCACGCGAGACGUGACGAGUUUCUCCAUCACGGUCAAGACAUCACAGGGCGAUGUGACGAUUCCGAGCAUGCAGCUUGCGGGACGACAAAGCAGGUGGGUUGUUACUGAUUACGAGGUUGGAAAUGAGACGUUGCUUUACUCGUCGGCGGAAAUUGCGUCGUAUGGAUUGUUCGACCGCCCUGUUCUUGUCUUGUACACUCGGGAAGGACAGGCUGGCGAGUUUGCCUUCAAGUCGCAUGGCAGCUUGACGUUCAAGUCGUGGGGCGCAGAAUCAGGCAUUGCAAGCGGAAAAGCAAAUGGCACAUAUUCGAGCUUCAAGUUUACCCAGAGCAAAGGAGCGACCAUUGUCGAGUUCUCCAAUGGUGUUCUAGCGUACCUCUUGGAUAUCCCGUCAGCAUGGACCUUUUUUGCGCCGCCAACGACCAAAGAUCCCAACGUCACGCCUGACAAGCAGAUCUUCGUCCUCGGACCGUAUCUUGUCCGAUCAGCCAGUGUCUCUGGCGGAACUGUUGCCGUCGUUGGCGACAAUGCAAACGCCACUACGAUUGAAGUCUACGCCGGUGCGAGCGUAACCAAGAUAUCGUGGAACGGCAAAGACCUCGACACCACCCGGACGCCGUACGGGUCUCUGAGCGCAACACUCAAGGGCAUUUCAGACCGCAAAAUCACACUGCCUGCGCUCUCCAACUUCAAAGCGGCAGACUCGGCACCAGAAACGGAUCCCGCGUACGACGACAGCAGGUGGACGGUUGCGAACAAAACCACGACACUCAGUCCAGUCAAGCCGCUGACGCUGCCCGUGCUCUUCAGCAGCGACUACAAGUUCUACGCGGGCGCCAAAAUCUACCGCGGCUACUUCGCCGGGAAAACAGCCUCAUCCCUCAAUAUCACCGUGCAGGGCGGGCUCGCCGCAGGCUGGAAUGCCUGGCUCAACGGGCAGCCCAUCGGAUACCAUGCAGGCAACGCAUCGCAGACGUCGACCACAGCCGUGCUCUCGCUUCGCAGCUCCACGCUCCGCGAAACCAACAACGUCGUAACCAUCAUAACCGACUACACAGGCCACGACCAAACCUCGACGGGCCCCGCAGGCGCCCAGAACCCGCGGGGCAUUCUCGGCGCACACCUGCUGUCAGCAAACAAUACCGCGCUUCCAUUUUCGCACUGGAAAAUCCAGGGUAACGCCGGUGCAGACGCAAACAUGGAUGCUGUGCGCGGCCCCAUGAACGAAGGCGGACUCCACGGCGAACGCCUCGGCUGGCACCUCCCUGGUUUCGACACGACGUCGUGGACGCGCGCGAGCCCGACAGCCGACGGCGUGUCUGGGACGGGAAUCCGGUGGUUCACAACCACCUUUACACUAUCCAUCGCACCUGAUCUCGACGUGCCGCUGGGCAUCCAGCUGGGCGCCGCAACCGGCACCGUCGCACGCAUCCUGGUCUUUGUAAACGGAUACCAGUACGCCAAGUUUGUGCCGCAUAUCGGGCCGCAGACGACGUUUCCCGUUCCGCCGGGCAUACUGAAUACCGCGGGACGUAAUACGCUCAGUGUGGUUUUGUGGGCGCAGACGGCGGCGGGGGCGCGGCUGGACACGUUGAGAUUGGUGGAGUAUGCGAGGUAUGAGAGUGGGUUUGCGUUUGCCGACGUGCAGGGCGAGAGGUUGCAGCCGCGGUGGGUGGAUCGGAGUGCGUAUGCUUGA